Molecule: messenger RNA, 2819 nt
Organism: Rhinichthys klamathensis goyatoka
Lineage: Eukaryota; Metazoa; Chordata; Actinopteri; Cypriniformes; Leuciscidae
Product: solute carrier family 2, facilitated glucose transporter member 4-like
Exons: 11
Coding region: 131-1648 (505 amino acids)
Biological process (GO): monosaccharide transmembrane transport
Cellular component (GO): membrane
Molecular function (GO): hexose transmembrane transporter activity
Source: RefSeq, a predicted model, not a curated record
UGUGUGUGUGUGUGUGUGUGUGUGUGUUUUAAAGGACAAAUUAAAUUUACAGAUCAGUUCUUUGGAAUAAUACUGCUUGGAAAGGACUGUGAGACAGGACCAAAACUUUGAGUCUCGCACACUCAGAGUCAUGCCGGCUGGGUUUCAACAGUUGGGAGGGGAGAGAAUAACUGGAACCCUCGCACUGUCAGUGUUCACCGCUGUACUGGGCUCCUUUCAGUUUGGCUAUAACAUUGGAGUCAUCAACGCUCCACAGAAGAUCAUUGAGCAGGACUAUAACUCAACAUGGACGGAAAGGUACUCAGAACCAAUCCCUCCACAAACACUGACAUCUCUGUGGUCACUCUCUGUGGCCAUCUUCUCCAUUGGGGGCAUGGUGUCCUCCUUCUCCGUGGGAAUCAUCUCAGAGUUUUUUGGCAGGAGGAAAGCAAUGCUUAUCAAUAAUGUCCUUGCAUUUAUUGGUGGAGGCCUGAUGGGGAUGUCCAAGAUCAGCCGGUCAUUUGAAAUGAUGAUUUUGGGACGCUUUACCAUUGGGACAUAUUGUGGGUUGGCAUCAGGAUUGGUGCCAAUGUAUGUGGGUGAGAUUGCCCCUACCAGUCUAAGAGGAGCUCUGGGCACCCUGCACCAGCUGGCCAUCGUCACAGGCAUUCUUAUCGCCCAGAUCUUAGGGCUGGAGUCUCUGUUGGGCAAUGAGCAGCUGUGGCCGGUUUUGCUGGGUGUUACAGUUCUACCUACAAUCCUGCAGAUGACGCUGUUGCCUUUCUGUCCGGAGAGCCCGCGCUUCCUCUAUAUCAUCCGCUGCCAAGAGCACCAUGCAAAAAGCGCUUUGCGGCGUCUGACUGGCCGUCUGGAGGUCAGUGAUGACUUGGCUGAGAUGAAGGAGGAAAAGAGGAGGAUGGACAUGGAGAGGAAAGUGUCCAUUCCUGAGCUCUUCCGCUCUCCUCUGUACCGGCAGCCCAUUAUCAUCUCUAUCAUGCUGCAGCUCUCUCAGCAGCUGUCAGGAGUUAAUGCUAUCUUCUAUUAUUCUACUGACAUCUUCAAGAAGGCUGGGGUGGAGAGUCCGGUUUAUGCCACCAUAGGUGCUGGAGUUGUCAAUUGUGCUUUCACUAUAGUCUCGGUCUUCCUGGUCGAGCGGAUGGGUCGCCGGACACUCCACAUGCUUGGACUUGCUGGAAUGUGUAUCUGUGCCAUCAUCAUGACAAUUGCCCUCACAUUACUGGAGACUGUGCCAUCAAUGAGCUACAUUAGCAUGAUGGCCAUUUUUGGUUUUGUGGCCUUCUUUGAGGUAGGGCCAGGUCCGAUCCCUUGGUUCUUUGUGGCUGAACUCUUCUCGCAAGGUCCCAGACCAGCAGCCAUGGCAGUAGCUGGCUGCUCCAACUGGACUGCCAACUUCAUCAUUGGCAUGGGCUUCCCGUAUGUUGCUAACCUAUGUGGUCCAUACGUUUUCCUGAUCUUCGCUGUGCUCCUUCUUUUCUUUCUGGUCUUCACAUUCUUCCGAGUUCCUGAGACACGAGGCAAGACUUUUGACCAAAUCUCAGCCACCUUCCAUGGUCAUCCACAAAACAUGAUGGACAUGGACCUAGACAUGGAUCAAGGGAAACACAGUACAGAGCUAGACUAUCUAGGAUCUGAUGGGACAGAGAACUGAAGCCUGAGAACGAGAGAGAUUGUGGAUGGGGGCCAGAAUCACCACAAUUUACCAUUCUUUGUGGCUUGGAGAGGAAAAUGCAUACCAAAAAGACAUUACUCAGAAGAGACUAUGUGGUCUUUGGAAAUUAAGUAUUAUAAAGAAGGAUGUUGGACUUAGGGAGAAAGUGCAAUGUUGUAUGAAAAGGAGCAAGACUUGAGAUUUGGAACUCUGCACUUUAACUGCACAAAGGUUUCCAUACACCACAAAGCCAGCUAUGCUUUUGCAUACAACUAGUAGCUCAUAGACUGUUCUUUUCAUUUUAGUGUUAUAUUAGGAUAAUGGACCCUUUUCACAUUUCCGGGGUUUUGAGAAGCGGAAGUCUUCAUAGUUGGGUAAACUUGUAUAUCAGUGAAUGGGAGACAACAGCAAAUAUAAUUUUGUAUUUCUAUCUGCUCUAAUAGCAAAGGCAAAAACAUCUGUGACAGCAUUUUCAUAACUUUCCAAAAGAGGGAAAAAUAUACAGAGAUUGAUUACAGCAGUCAGAAGAGAAUAAGAUGUGAAAAUAGCUGCCACUCCCUCGCAGCAGCGUUGAUUAUUUUUUUGUCAUUUACUGUCAACCAAGAUAAUAUAACAGAAAGUAUAGCAUUAUGUGUAUUCAAUAAAAUAAUCUUUACUAGAUUUGCGAUGUUGAUAACUGCAGAAACGCAUCAUUACAGUCUGUGAAAAGGGUCCUUGAAACAUUCUAAUACUGAUUAGUAACAAACUGUCAAAUACUUUCAAAGUUUUUGCAUAAAGCAAAAAUUUUACCAGUAGAUAUUUAAUGCUUUUAUCAUACAUUAUCCUCAACACACAUUAGAGAAACUAGUUAUGUCAAACCUUCAAUAUUUUAAUGACAGAAUCAAACAUCAAAACAUGCACAUUUUGUAAUUUCAGACAUGUAUAACUUCAUAGGAAGUAUAUAGGAAAUUGUUUGUGCUUAAUAUAUAGAGAACACUUCUUAUUCACUAUAUUAUAUAUAAAAAAAAAGUUUCACUGAGAAAUUAAAUGUAAGAUGUGUGCCGUUUGAUGAGUGAAAAAAAGCUGACCUAUAUUCCUUAUAUGUUCACUUAUAUUGUUACUAUAUGCCACAUUCUGAGGUGUAAUUAACUUAUUUAUAUGAUGGAAUAAAACAUGUUUUUGUUCUGACAAA